Molecule: messenger RNA, 2386 nt
Organism: Peromyscus californicus insignis
Lineage: Eukaryota; Metazoa; Chordata; Mammalia; Rodentia; Cricetidae
Gene: Glp1r
Product: glucagon like peptide 1 receptor
Exons: 13
Coding region: 296-1687 (463 amino acids)
Biological process (GO): cell surface receptor signaling pathway; adenylate cyclase-activating G protein-coupled receptor signaling pathway
Cellular component (GO): plasma membrane
Molecular function (GO): glucagon receptor activity; peptide hormone binding
Source: RefSeq, a predicted model, not a curated record
CACACACCGCGGGGCGCUCAGAGCUGGUGGCUCCGCUGCUCCUGCGGUUCCUAAACCCGAGUGGCGCCUGCGGGGAGCGCAGCGUCGGGCACCUCUUGGCCCGGGACAUUGGCGGCCCGUCUGGACCCCGGCCCCCAGAGACCCGGGCGGAAGACGGCGGGGACCCCGCCCGGUCCCUCCCGCGGGCAGGCGGGGCGGCCCCACAUCGGACUCCUCCCCCCGCAGCCCGGCAGGGAUCCGUCGCCGCGCGCGGUUCCGCAGGUGGCAGCUAUGGCCCAGUCCUGAGCGCCCCGCCAUGGCCGGCGCCCCCAGCCUGCUGCGCCUGGCGCUCCUGCUGCUCGGGGCGGUGGGCAAGGCCGGCCCCCGCCCCCAGGGCGCCACGGUGUCCCUCUCAGAGACAGUGCAGAAAUGGCGAGAAUAUCGGCGCCAGUGCCAGCGCUUCCUCACGGAAGCACCACCUCUGGCCACAGGCCUCUUCUGCAACCGAACCUUUGAUGACUACGCCUGCUGGCCAGAUGGGCCCCCAGGUUCCUUCGUGAAUGUCAGCUGCCCCUGGUACCUGCCCUGGGCCAGCAGUGUGCUGCAGGGCCAUGUGUACCGGUUCUGCACGGCCGAGGGUCUCUGGCUGCAGAAGGACAACUCCAGCCUGCCCUGGAGGGACCUGUCGGAGUGUGAAGAGUCCAAGCGAGGGGAGAGAAACUCCCCUGAGGAACAGCUCCUGUCUCUGUACAUUAUCUACACCGUGGGCUACGCACUUUCCUUCUCUGCCUUGGUCAUUGCCUCAGCCAUCCUUGUUGGCUUCAGACACUUGCACUGCACCCGGAACUACAUCCACCUGAACCUGUUUGCAUCCUUCAUCCUCCGAGCCCUGUCCGUCUUCAUCAAGGAUGCUGCCCUCAAAUGGAUGUAUAGCACGGCUGCCCAACAGCACCAGUGGGAUGGACUCCUCUCGUAUCAGGACUCUCUGAGCUGCCGACUGGUGUUCCUGCUCAUGCAGUACUGCGUGGCGGUCAACUACUACUGGCUGCUGGUGGAGGGUGUGUACCUGUACACGCUGCUGGCCUUCUCAGUGUUCUCGGAGCAGCGCAUCUUCAAGCUGUACCUAAGCAUCGGCUGGGGUGUUCCUCUGCUGUUCGUUAUUCCCUGGGGCAUUGUCAAAUACCUCUAUGAGGAUGAGGGCUGCUGGACCAGGAACUCCAACAUGAACUACUGGCUCAUCAUUCGACUGCCCAUUCUCUUUGCUAUUGGGGUCAACUUUCUCAUCUUCAUCCGGGUCAUCUGUAUUGUGGUAUCCAAACUGAAGGCUAAUCUCAUGUGCAAGACUGACAUCAAAUGCAGACUUGCCAAGUCCACUCUGACGCUCAUCCCCCUCCUGGGGACGCAUGAGGUCAUCUUUGCCUUUGUGAUGGACGAACAUGCCCGAGGGACCCUCCGCUUCAUAAAGCUGUUCACAGAGCUCUCCUUCACUUCCUUCCAGGGCCUGAUGGUGGCCAUCUUGUACUGCUUUGUCAACAAUGAGGUCCAGAUGGAGUUUCGGAAGAGCUGGGAGCGCUGGAGGCUGGAGCACUUGAACAUCCAGAGGGACAGCAGCAUGAAGCCCCUCAAGUGUCCCACGAGCAGUGUAAGCAGUGGGGCCACCGUGGGCAGCAGCGUGUACGCAGCCACCUGUCAGGCUUCCUGCAGCUGAGCCCCAGCGCCGCCCCCCUCCUGUGGUCCUUGCUGCUGGCUAGGUGGCCAUCCCAGGUGGGACAGACCCUCCCAGGGACAGGGACGGGGAGGGACGUAGGCACACCCACACCCUUUGCUUUCCUUCUCCGAACCUAUCAGACGGGCAAGUGGGCAGUGCCUCCCGGGACCGUAGACACAUGUUCUCCAAGGAGAACAGCCUGCUAAUUUAAUCACCGUGGCAGGAAGAGAGGAAGAAAUGAUUGCUGCUAAAAUGAGGAGGGCUCCUUCCUGUUAGAGCCACAGGACCCUUGGGGUUCCCUCGGACAGAACAGCAAAUCAACCCCGGACUCCUACUCAAGGGCAACUGCUGUUUUAGUGGGAUUGGGGCUUGUGAGAGGGGGGCAGUUCCGCAAGAGACCCGCCGCCGUUCUGACCUCAGCCAGCGCAGAGCUUGGCAAGGUGAGUGGCUGUGCUCUGUGCCUGCCUGGGGUUGCUGCCUGCGUCAUCCUCCUCAUGAAAGAAGAGCGGCCUUCUCUGUGCGUCUGGGCUGCUGGCACUCCCUCGUCUGCCCCGUUCAUCUCACCAUCCUGUCUUUCCUUGUGGGGAGGGGGAGGGGUUGUUGGAGCUACAACCCUCAGCUCUUUCUGGAAGUGGCUGCGUGUGGUGCUGGGGAUAAGUACCAAGGGGAUGCUCAGAGGUCACCGUUGCUGCUGGUGCC